AUGAAUUUUUCAUCGUAUAACCAGAGUUUCACUCAAACAUGCCAUGGAAGCCUCAUGGAUUUUGAUCCAAAAAUCCAACUUAUGGAAGCUAAAUUCAGUGAUAGCUACAAUAGUCGACAUGGCGGAAGUACGCGCACUUUGGUGUACGAGAACAAGCAGUGCAUACAUCCUGAUUCAGAACUGUUGGACCUCGGUGGAAUGGAAGGUGGUGACCUUGAGAUGUCAGAUUUUGAGACUCCCGGCUCAUUGGGUAGUGUAAGCGCUCUGCAUUUUAGUCCGAGUAAUGGCUGUCCAACUGACUUUGACGUGCUUUUGGACGAUGGGAGUCGAAGACACCUUGACUGCAAAAAGAAAACCAAAUCCACGAAGCGAAAGUGA
Messenger RNA from Echinococcus granulosus, 378 nucleotides. RefSeq lists its product as hypothetical. The record is from RefSeq and is a predicted model, not a curated record. Bases 1 to 378 code for a protein of 125 amino acids. The transcript is spliced from 2 exons. Lineage: Eukaryota; Metazoa; Platyhelminthes; Cestoda; Cyclophyllidea; Taeniidae.